AUGGGUGAUGAUGCAGUAACUGUAACUGACAAUAACAACCAUGAAAAUAACAACAAUCAUCAAAGUAUUAUGAUAGAAUUAUAUCCGCUGAGUAGUUAUUACUUUGGAUCCAAAGACCCUAUUGCUUUCAGGGAUGAGACUGUAGCUGACCGUGUCCAAAGAAUGAAAUCCAACUUUAAUGCUCGUGGACUGAGGACUUCUGUGCAGGCUGUUAUGCUGGUUGAGCUGUUCAAACAUCCCCAUCUAUUGCUAUUGCAAGUAAGAAAUGCUACCUUUAAGCUACCUGGUGGUCGAUUAAGGCGAGGCGAAUCAGAUAUUGAUGGAUUGGAACGUAAGCUGUCAAGAAUGCUUUCUGUGAAUGAAGAUGAAACCGAUCACUGGGAGGUGGGAGAUUGCCUUGGAAUGUGGUGGAGGUCUGACUUUGAAACCUUGCUGUAUCCAUAUAGGCCCCCUAAUGUCAAAGUGCCUAAGGAAUGCAUUAAACUCUACCUUGUAAGGUUACCAGUGAGUCGAAAGUUCAUUGUACCGAAGAACCUUAAACUGCUUGCAGUUCCUUUAUGCCAAGUUCACGAAAAUCACAAGCUAGUUGAAGGUGGUCUGAUCAAGUUAACAGUUAUGCAAGGAAGACAGACAGAGGAGCCAAAUCCCAAGAGCAAGAGGUUGAGAUAA
Dovyalis caffra is the source of this 669-nucleotide messenger RNA. Lineage: Eukaryota; Viridiplantae; Streptophyta; Magnoliopsida; Malpighiales; Salicaceae. The record is from the annotation of a GenBank genome assembly.